Eleginops maclovinus (Patagonian blennie) is the source of this 4625-nucleotide messenger RNA. RefSeq names its product apoptosis-stimulating of p53 protein 2-like. Lineage: Eukaryota; Metazoa; Chordata; Actinopteri; Perciformes; Eleginopidae. Gene Ontology annotation, cellular component: nucleus. Gene Ontology annotation, molecular function: p53 binding. The record is from RefSeq and is a predicted model, not a curated record. Gene Ontology annotation, biological process: signal transduction; regulation of apoptotic process. The transcript is spliced from 18 exons. The coding region runs from base 368 to 3583 and encodes 1071 amino acids.
GUUGAACAGGAUUACUGCUCAGCAGGAGAGCUGCCCUUUGUUUUCCGCCCCCAUCAACAAAACUAACACACAUUUAUUCCUGCGAGGUGUGUCCUGCAACUUCCUGCAGAAUCUCCUCCGAAAGCAUCCUCUUUUUUUUAUUUUUAUCCCACCUGUCCUCCAGAGGGAUUGGACCUGCAGAAGGAAGGGCCCGCUGGGUCACUGCAACAGGUCGAGGAGGAAAUAUAAAUAAUAAUAACUAUAAUAAAAAUGAGGAUGCAUGUACUUUAAAUGAAGCGAAAAGAGGAGGAACACAGAAUACAGAGGAGGAGGAUGGUUUAAUGGUUUCUGCUGCAGACUGGGUGCGACAGAGAGGAAAACUGCCAACAUGAUGCCGAUGUUCCUCACCGUGUACCUCAGCAACAACGACCAGCACUUCAGUGAGGUUCCCAUCACGCCGGAGACGCUGUGCAGGGAUGUGGUGGAGCUCUGCAAGGAGCCGGGAGAGGCCGACUGCUACCUGGCCGAGAUGUGGAGAGGCUCCGAACAUGUGGUUGGAGAUGGGGAGCAGAUGUUGGAGGUGUUGCAGAAAUGGGGGCAGCAGAGGGGGGAGGUCCGUUACCUCCUGCGUCACCAGAGAGCUCCAGGACGAGAGUCAGGUGGAUCCAGAACUGCAGAUCAGAUGAUGAAGAGGAACCAGCUGAAAGCUUCUGUGGAGAGAUGUCUGGAGAACGGGGUCUCAGCUCCUCGUCUGGACAUGACGCUGAGCGACCUGCAGGAUCUGGCAACCCGACAGCAGCUGCAGAUUAAUGCCCAGCAGCAGCUGCUUGCCUCCAAAGAGCAGCGGCUGCGUCACCUGAAGCUGCAGGACCAGCGGCAGCAGCAGCAUCCGCAGCAGGAGACAUCUGAACAGGAUCGCCUGCAGCAGCUCAGAGAGAACGCUCACAACCAGGAGGCCAAACUGAGGCGGGUCCGAGCCAUCAGGGGCCAGGUGGAGCAGAAACGCCUCAGCAACAGCAAGCUAGUGGAGGAGAUCGAGCAGAUGACGGGGCUCUUCCAGCAGAAGCAGAGGGAGCUGAUGGUCGCCGUGUCAAGGGUGGAGGAGCUGAGCGACCAGCUGGAUACUCUGAGGAGCAACAGACUGGAGCCUCCUCUUCCUCCUCCUCAUCACCACACCACCUCCUCCGCUGCUGAGCUGGAAAGACUUUAUAAAGAGCUGCAGUUGAGGAACAAGCUGAACCAGGAUCAGAGCGGCCGGCUGCAGCAGCAGAGAGACAGCCUGAACAAGAGGAACCUGGAGGUGGCGGCGAUGGACCGACGGCUAGCCGAGCUCCGUCAGCGGCUCUGGAAGAAGAAGGCCGCCCUGCAGCAGAAAGAGAACCUGCCCGUGGCUUCGGACGGAGGGGCCCCUCAGCAGGGCGUGGGCUCCAGAGUGGCGGCGGUGGGGCCGUACAUCCAGUCGUCCUCCGGCUCCCAGGGGCCUCCGGUGCCGGCCCGCCAGGAGGUUCUGGUGAAGCCGGCCUACCCGGACGGCACUGCCACACUACCCAUGCCCGACUCGUCGCUGAAGCCGCCUCCCAGACCCGCCAAACCCGCCUCAGGUUUCGGCUCAUCAAAAGUAAACAAACUCUCGGACUGGAGCGGCUCGCUGUCUGAGUCCAGUGGAGGUUACAGCCACUCCUCCACCCUGCCUCGCAUGUCCAGCCUCAGCUGCCACAACUCAGGGGGGAAGACUAUCCCAGAUCAGAGGAGCCUCUCUGGGUCUGACAUCCCGCCCCCUGUCCCCUCACGGACCAAUCACAUCACUGACAACCUGCUCAGGGACAAUCAGGCUUCUGGUAAAGGUCUUUCCAAGAUGACGGCACCUCCUCCAAUUCCCAGUAAGCCCAAACUGUUCUCCACGUCAGGCCCCCAGACCUUCUCGAAGCCCCCCUACAGCACCGGGACCUUCCCCGGCAAGGUGCGGCCGGUCGGGGGCCACCUCAGGGCUCCAGGGUCCGUCUCGAGCCACAGCAACACUCUCCCCCUGCCCCACAAGCAGGAGGGUCCGCCGGCCGCCGCCGUGCGACCGUACACCCCCGACCCCUCGGAGGCCCCGGCCGCCCCGUUGCAGAAGCCUCAGACUCUGGCGGCGUCCUACAUCUACUCCAUGUACACGACGCAGGGGAAGGGCUACCAGCCGGGGGGACAGGGAACGCUGCCCCGGAGCCAGCCCAGAGUGUAUGGCAAACCUGUCCUCCCAGCGAACGGGGGGCAGCAGUUUAUCUCCUCAGGCAUCAUGAACUCGGGGUCCUGUUUUCCCGACGGCGGCGAGACAGACUUCAGUGGCGAAGGCGUCGUUGCAGACACUUCAGACCGAGGCAACCCACGACCUCUGAGCCCCACCAAGCUCCUCCCCUUCCUGUCCAACCCCCACCGUAACCCCUGCGACGCCGACCUGGACGUCCUGCGCCGCCGGCUGCACCACGCCCCCCGGCCCCUGAAGAAACGCAGCUCCAUCACGGAGCCCGAGGGCCCGGCCGGUCCCAACAUCCAGAAGCUGCUCUACCAGAAAACCACCCUGGCUGCUAUGGAAACCAUCCCCAUGGAGACAGUGGGUCCAGGGGGGGUGCUGGUUCAGCCUCACGAAGACGGGACGGAAGGCGGAGAUUUUGUGUCCAGAGUCGACAGCGACCAGGCAGAGAGCCCAGAGGAGAGCCUGACCCCACCUCUUCUGCCCCCCCGCUCACCAAUCACCGACCACACCCUGCCCCCCCCUCCAGAGCACAAAGAGGAAGAGGAGGUGUGUCGAUCUACCUCGGUCAACCAGGAGUUCCCCCCGUACCCGCCCCCUCCUUACCCAACCUGUGUGGAGGGGGAUCAGGGGGACGACGUCGCCAACAUGCAGCCGCCGGAGGUCACGGGACAGGUGCCGUCGCCCCCGGGUAAGAGGUCGAUCCUCCGUAAACCCGGCUCGGAGCGGAUCGAUCACAGCAUGCGGGUUAAGUUCAACCCUCUGGCUCUGCUGCUGGACGCGUCUCUGGAGGGCGAGUACGACCUGGUGCAGAGGGUCAUCUACGACGUGGAGGACCCCAGCAUGCCGAACGACGAGGGCAUCACCGCGCUGCACAACGCCGUUUGUGCCGGACACACAGAGAUCGUCAAGUUUCUGGUUCAGUUUGGUGUCAACGCCAACGCUGCCGACAGCGACGGGUGGACUCCCCUCCACUGCGCUGCCUCGUGUAAUAACGUUCAGGUCUGUAAGUUCCUGGUGGAGUCGGGGACGGCAGUGUUCGCCACCACGUACAGCGACAUGCAGACAGCUGCAGACAAGUGCGAGGAGAUGGAGGACGGAUACGCCCAGUGCUCCCAGUUUCUCUACGGUGUUCAGGAGAAGAUGGGCGUGAUGAACCGCGGCGUGGUUUACGCCCUGUGGGAUUACGAGCCGCAGAGCGACGACGAGCUCGGCUUCAGCGAGGGCGACUGCAUGACGGUGCUGAGGCGGGACGACGAGGUGGAAACGGACUGGUGGUGGGCCAGAUGUGGAGACCAUGAGGGCUACAUCCCUCGAAACAUGCUGGGGCUGUAUCUGAGGAUCAAGCCCCGGCAGAGGAGCCUGGCUUAACCCACAGCUGAUGGAUCUACAGAAGACCAAAACCUCUGGACUCGAGGUUGUUAGUUAAAAAAAAUAAAAGGGACAGAUGUUUCCUGAACUGCCAUUAAAACCUGUUAGGUUUUUCAACUUCAGCACAAAGAAUGUCACAAUGAACUGCGAAGAUAAAGAAAAUGCUUCCUGUGGUUACAGUGAACUUUUUGUAUUGUAGUCGCAAAGCCUCAAAAUGUGAACAUGCUUUCAGGUUCAUCUCGUAUUUCAUUAUUUCAGAUUUGACUUUAUAUUAUUAAAUAGCGACAGUCGACACAGAGAGAAAAAGAGGAGCAACAAUCGUCCCAAAUGUUGAAAUCAAAAACAGGCAGUUGCCCGAAAACCACAAGUCCACCUUUUUGAAGUAUUUAAAAUUACAAUCCCUUAAUUUUUGUUAAAGCAUCCUCUAGUUUUAACAAAUGAAGCACAUAUUUAAAAUAUGACACACAUUUAAGAGGUGUUAUUUGUAUUGUAUUGAGCCCCAAAUUCCCCCAAAACUACAGUAUAUUAAUAUUUAAGAGUGUGAAAAUGGUGCAGGAGCUACUUGUGCUAACAGGAUAAUACAUAAAUAAGAUAACCCUUUAUUUCUUUGGGGCUCUGUAGUACAAAUGAAUUAUUACCUAGGUCAUUUUAUUUUUAUUUUGUAUUGUUUGGUUGUGAAUUUAAUCAAAUCCAGCUUCGACAAUUUAAUAACUUUAAUGUUAUUUUGAUAUUUACGCUGUUGAUGCUCCCCGGUCACAUGAUGUACUUUGUGUUAAAGACAACAACUUGUUUUAUUAAUUGUAUUUAUAUUGUUUGUUUUUUUUACAUGAGUUUGUCACCUAACAGUAUUUUGUUUAAUUUCAUUGAUCUAUUUUAACUGAUAUUCUACAUCAGAGGAUAUAAGGUGAAACAUUCUGCUCCCAUAUGAUUAUUUUUUGUGUCAGAACUGUGGACUUUUCUACAAACGCCUGAAAUGUUGAUGCUCUGUGUUUUUUUUUUAAAUACACCAGUGCAUUAUUACAUUUUUCAAAAUAAAAGCCUG